Molecule: messenger RNA, 6435 nt
Organism: Drosophila montana
Lineage: Eukaryota; Metazoa; Arthropoda; Insecta; Diptera; Drosophilidae
Gene: Tdg
Product: Thymine DNA glycosylase
Exons: 6
Coding region: 337-6090 (1917 amino acids)
Biological process (GO): base-excision repair, AP site formation
Cellular component (GO): nucleus
Molecular function (GO): pyrimidine-specific mismatch base pair DNA N-glycosylase activity; DNA binding; uracil DNA N-glycosylase activity
Source: RefSeq, a predicted model, not a curated record
AAACUGUAAAAGAGAAUCCACAGCUCGUCCGUACGGUCGUGUGCCGCGGAAGCCUAUAUUAUAUACAUAUUUAACGUACUAUAUGCAUACGUAUAUGCAUAUGUAUUUAUGUCGAUCAUAGUAUGUAUAUAUAUUUGCCGCAGUACUGUUUGUUCGUUCGGUUCGGUUGUUGCACAUAAAAGCCAAGUUUGAUUAAAUGCAUCAAAUUAAAAAAUACUCAUGUUGAAAAAUCGUAGUGAGCAGAUAAAACCAUUCUCAUCUGAGAUUGCAAAACAUACAACGAACGAAAAAGAGGAAGAACAUUUAAACCUUUAAUAAGGCCUAAUUGAAAGGGAGAUGCAAGUGGAAAGUUUUUUGCAAAAGAAUAUCCCGCUGACAAGUAGUUCCUUCAUAUUAACACUUAAAAUAACGGCAGUAACAAUAAGGAUCCUACCGAUUCGGGCAAUUUUAGCACAACUCGAACAAACUGUAACAGAUAGAAAAACAGCUGCUGUAGCUCUUGAAGCAGAAUAUAGGCUGGUACUAAACGCAUUCAAAACUAAACUCGCAGGUGAGGUGAUGGCGGAUACGGACGAGAAUCUCGCACAGAGCUGUGACGAUUUCGAGACCAGAGACAGAGACAACUCAACACAAGACAACAGCAAUCCCGAGAAACAGCCGCCAAACAGUAAUAAGAAAUCGCAUAGCACAGCGGCUUGUGAUGCCGAUACGAGAAUUGAUUGCAAGCGAAAAAAGUUGUCACCUUUAACCUACAUAAGGAGAGACAGCAUCGGCUAUGAGAGCAGGGCCAAGGAUGCCGAUGGGAACGACAGGAACGAUGGGAACGAUGGGGAUGACGAUCAAAGAGAAAGAGAAAGCAACACAUGUCCUGGCGGUAGUACAAUAGCAACGAAUUCAGAUGGUCUGGAAAGAAGGAUGUGUGGUGCACCUUCGCAUGAUGAGCAUGAGCCGGCCCCUAGAUCCCUAGAUCCAGCAGCUACUCCAACGGAAUGUGACAGAGCUGCAAACGAUGAAGAGACCGAUUCUAGAGAUCGGCUGGCACUAGGCCAGCUAUCGAGAGCCGAACCAAUUGACCAAUAUGCGACAAAUACAUAUAUUGCACCCGAGCAGGCGCUCGUAACUCGGGUCGAGCUCGUUGUGCCCGGCCAGGUGCCAAUUCAGGUGCCCAUCCAUGCGCCUGCAUCUUCUGUAUCUUCCGGAGCGCUUGACUCAAUGUUGUCGUCGUCUACGUCGCAUACGGAGUCACAUUUUAAUAGCGAUGUCCGUUUUGGUGCUACGACUUCGCCCACAAGAAGGGCGGAAACUGAUAAAAACAAUGGUUGUGAAAUAGACUCCUCCAGCUUGAGUGUAAGGAUUCCUACUAAUUUAACAUUAACAACAACGGGUGAUAUUUUGACUAGUGAUCGGCGUGCAGCAAUAUGGGCACCGCAUGGAGAAUAUAAGGAUGACCAUGCCCAGGCUGGCAUCGAUGGGGAGGAGGGCCAGGCGCAGGAGCAGGAGCAUGGUCAGGCCAAUCCCAACCAGGAUCGUUUACAUUUGAGCUGCGACUCAGACAUCUAUCGCACUCAGCAGCAGCAGCAGCACCGUCAAGACCAAGAGCAAAGACAGUCGCAUUCGCAUUCGCAUCCGCAUCCCGCCGAACUUUUAUUACAAAUCGAGAAGGAUACAACUUCGUCGGCAGGCUUUGGCCUGCAAAUACAACAGAACUUUACUCAUCAGCAACAGCAGCAGCAACCACCGCAUAUUCAAAACCAACUGCAAAAUAACAUGUACGGCCAAAUGAUGCCACAGCAACACACACACACACACCAGCAACAGCAGCAGCAGCAGCAGCAGCACCUCCUCCACCACAACAUACAUCAGGAGAAUAUUCAUGAACAUCAGCACCAGCAGCAGCAGCCACAUCUUUAUCCCAAUUACAUUCAUCAGCAUUAUGCUCACGAUCAGCUGUUUGCCCUACAUCAUACUCAGCCCCAGUGCCAACAGCAGCUGCAGCAGCAGCAGCAGCAGCAACAUCAGCUCCAAGAGCAGCAUCAACAGCAUCAGCAGCAACAUCAACAACAAACACAGCUCCUGCAGCACCGACAUCACAUUGAAUGCCAUGGCCAUUUGCAGCAGCAGCAGCAACAGUCCAUUCAGCAGACGGGACCGCAUCCUCAUCCACAGCAGCAACAGCAGCAGCAGCAACUGCAGGAGCCCUACCAUGAUCUGAUGAUGGACGAGUUCCACGAGGAUCCAUGCUCAGCGUACAAGUUAACACUUUCGCCGAGCAAUGCAAAACCGGAAAAUCAAGAUGAUGGCUACGAGACGAGCGCAGGAGAUGUUUUGACACCCAACUCGCAUAGUUCAUCGACGCAUUCGGUGACGCCACAGCAUCAGAUGCAGCACGGCGGCCUUGGACAUGUUGGGCAAAACAAGCACGAAGAUCUGAUCGCAUCGCAGCAGAACUCCAACAAUAAUAAUCAGCAAUCGGCGGCAACCACGUCCAGCAGCAGCAGUCCGCAGGUGCAAGCAUCAAGUGGGCAAAGUGUCCUGCCCGAUCUUUCCAUGCCCCAGAGCGUGAAUGCGAGGACCUCGAAUAACGUUGAUGUUGCUCUAUCGAAUGAUCCCUACAGUUUCAUGGCAGAAGAGAUGAGUAUUCUGUCACCGGGAGGUCAGCAGGCGGUAGAUCUGCCAGGCACCUCAAAUCCCUCUAGCUAUUCGCCUGUGCCAGUUGCAGGAUCAGGAUCAGUUGUCCAACAGUCCAACAGCAUGUACAACAUCAAGGAUCAUCAGCAAUCGUUGCAGCAAUCGGAGCAGCGCCCGCCAAACGGUGAGCCCCUCGCGGAAUCUCAUCAUAGUACAGAUACCAGAAUCGAAUCCCAAGAUGCCAACAACUCCAACUGCGAUCUAAAUGCCAGGACUGGAUCGGUGCCCAAAAGAAGGGGACGUAAAAAAAAGCUAAUCGAUGCGGAUAAUAGUAUGCAAAUGGUAGCUCCACAACAACAGUGUGGCGGCAGGGAUGGCAGCGGAGGAUCCGAUGAUAUCCUAAACAUGAAGCCCAAGGAGCGCAAGAAGCACGAUCGAUUCAAUGGGAUGUCCGAGGCGGAAGUUAUUAAGCGAACGAUACCCGAUCAUCUUUGUGAUAAUCUUGAUAUUGUUAUAGUCGGCAUAAACCCUGGCCUGUUCGCUGCCUACAAGGGCCAUCAUUAUGCUGGACCCGGCAAUCACUUCUGGAAAUGCCUCUAUCUAUCCGGACUCACCCAAGAGCAAUUGAGCGCCGAUGACGAUUACACGCUAAUCAAGCAAGGCAUCGGGUUCACCAAUAUGGUUGCGCGUGCCACCAAAGGCUCCGCCGAUUUGACGCGAAAGGAAAUCAAAGAGGGUAGCCGCAUUUUGCUUGAAAAACUUCAACGAUUUCGACCCAAAGUUGCCGUUUUUAAUGGCAAACUUAUAUUUGAGGUUUUCUCUGGCAAAAAGGAGUUCCACUUCGGUCGGCAACCAGAUCGUGUCGACGGCACAAAUACUUAUAUUUGGGUGAUGCCUUCCUCAUCGGCGAGGUGCGCUCAGCUGCCUCGCGCUGCGGACAAGGUGCCAUUUUACGCGGCGCUGAAAAAAUUUCGCGACUUUCUCAAUGGACAAAUUCCGCACAUGGACGAGUCGGAAUGCGUGUUCACGGAGCAGCGUAUAAGACAAUGUUGCGAGCAGGAAUCGCUCAAGGGUAUGCCUCCAGCUGCUGUUGCCAGCGCCAGUAGCCAUACUAUUGCCAAUGAUCUGAAGCAAUCUAGUCUUAUGUUUGGCAAUGACAAUGUCGGCGGCGGCAGUGGCAGUAGUAAUAUUGAUCCCGGCACAGAUUGUUCCAAUCAGGUUGUUGAUAAACUGCUGCCGCACUUCAAUCCAAAUAUGUCCAAUGUGAUACCACGUGACGGAGCAGGUGCAGGAGGAGGCGGAGGAGGAGGCGGAGGAUUUAUGUACGGCAAUAAUGAUGAAUCGAUGAGAGCGGCGGGCUCUAUAACGGAGCACAACUAUUUGUCCGUAUUUGGAAAUCAACAUCAGUCACAACAGCCGCUGCCAGAGAAAAAGAAACGUGGCCGACCCAAAAAGAUCAAAGGACAAGAGAUGAUUGAUCCAACAAACGGGGCCAAGGUCAUCACACUAACGCCUCAGCAUGACUUUAAUAAUAUAUUGAAUCUGUCCAUGAUUGCGGGUGCAGCGGGUGCUGGAACAGGUGGAAGCGGUGCCAGCGGCAGCGAGAUGCCCACCAAAAAAAAGAGGGGCAGACCCAAGAAGCUAAAGCCCACACUCGAGAAUAUACUAACAACAACAGCGACAGCAGCAGCAGCUGCAAAGCAUCCGAAUUCAGGUGCGAAUCCGCAGUCAGCAACAGUCACAAGCAACAACAGCAUGCACACGAUUUCAAUGGAGCACACAGCGUCGCCGCAGAGUAGCCAUCAGGCGCCGCCCAGCCUGUACAAUACGCCGCCGCCGUCUCACAUAUUGUAUACGGCAUCUGCAUCGCCGAUGGCAUCGCCAGCAGCUCUCAAUUGCAGCUAUUCGCACUCGCAUGGUACACCGCCAGUGGGCCAGGUCGAUCAUCAGCAGCAACAGCAGCAGCAGCAACAGCAGCAACAGCAGCAGCAUCAUUUGCAGCAAAUCACGGAUCAUUUGCCGGGCAAUCAUCAGAGCCAGGUCGUUGUCGGUAUUAGGGAUCAGCCGCAUCUGGGCGAAACUCCGCCGCCAAGCUCACCAAAUAUGUGCAGCGUUGUUGAUUUUGAGCCGCCGACGGAUCGCAAUGAUGGACAGGAUACAAAUCUGGUUAUGUCGCAACAGGGCCGAAUGGUAGAUAAAUCGCAAUCAUACCCCAGCUCAGUUGCGCAGCGCGACGCAGAGCCACUUUCGCAUGUCCAGGAACAUUAUCAGCAGCAGUGGCUAUCGCCAGGCCAGGAUCAACAGCAAUCCGCCCAAAAGGUUAACCAGCAAACACUUCAAUCUCAGUCCUCGCCCGUCGCCGUCGCCGUCGCCGUCUCGCACUAUCCGCAGCCCAACUAUCAGCCAGACACUCCGGAGCAUUGGCAUCGUUUCGAGGAGCACAGCAAUCAGAGCAGAUCCUAUAUGCUCCCAUCUCCGCACCAUCAUAACCAGCAUAACAUCAACAAUAUGAGUCCACAGCUGAGCGGCACGCAGUCGUCUGGCCAAAUUCAAGCGCAAGCUGCCUCUGAUAUGUCACGCAAGAGUCUGUCAGGUCUCGAGUCUUUGGUCGAUCAGAUACCAACAAUAAGUGAACACGAAUCAAGUGCAAUAUCCUCGGCAACGGCAGCUGCAGCUGCGGCUGCUGUCGAAAGCCGUUUACUUGGCCUCCAGCAGCAGCAGCAGCAACAAAAGCGCUGCCAUCAGGAAAAUGAUGUUGUUCAUCCGGAAGCCACAACGAACAACAACAAUGUGAUUAGCAAUUUCUCUGUCAGCAGCCUGGCGGCUUCUGCGGCAACGACGAAUACGAAUACGGAGACCCAUUUGGCACAGCCUAGCAGUAAUGCCAGCAGGCCCGAGAGUGGGCAUAGUAUCAACAGCAACAACAACAACAACAACAGCAACGAGUAUUCGAACCAUAGCCAAGUGGGGUAUCCGCAUCAUGCAAGCCAUUUGAUCAGCAGCGCAUUGGCGACAGCAGCAACUGCGGGCAAUGCACAGGUGUUGUCACCGCAUCCACAUGCCCAUCCGCAUUCGCAAAUGUAUAUGGAUCAUGCGCACAUCACAUCGCACAUGGCUCACAUGCCGUCGGUGAAUGUUAACUCAAUGUACGGAUCACCAUACGGGCCGCAGCAUGGCACCUCGGCGCCGGAUUACGGUCAUCAUGGACACUAUGGCGUUCAAAAUGCGGCACCCACGUUGCACGUGCCAAGCCCCAAUUAUCCGUAUGCACAUCCGUAUGGUCACACUCCACCGCAGGGCAAUUACACGGGCUUCGCACAUGCCCAUACACAUCCCCAUCCGCAUCCCCAUCCGCAUGCCCAUCCGCAUCAUCAUCAUCAUCAUCACGGCCAUGCAGCGCAUCAUUUGAGCGUCUUCGAGCGACUCAAGCCGUCCGACAUAAGCGGCUACAGCGGCUUCUGAUGGCAGCACGAGCAGCAGGACUAACAACAACAACAACAACAACAAAUAUGAUACGAAGCCGGCGGCGUGAUUUAAACACGGAUGCGGCCCCUUUCGCCCCUCGCCCAGCAAUCUCCGGCUAGGCCGUUUAUACUUACAUAAUAGUUUAAGUAAAUUUUACAAUUAAAUAAGAUAACCAAAGACUCCGCCUAAUAAAUUUCUUUUGUAAGCAUCAACGGACAAUUAAUAUUACUUAGAUCUGUGUGCGUGUAUAUGUAUAUGUAUUAUCAUAGUAGUCUCUUUGUAUGUAUAUGUUACAUACAAUACAAUACGUAUUUGUCUGCGUAAUACAUACUCUCUAUCUUC